Molecule: messenger RNA, 819 nt
Organism: Mya arenaria
Lineage: Eukaryota; Metazoa; Mollusca; Bivalvia; Myida; Myidae
Product: ras-related protein Rap-2a-like
Exons: 2
Coding region: 87-788 (233 amino acids)
Molecular function (GO): GTPase activity; GTP binding
Source: RefSeq, a predicted model, not a curated record
AUUUUGACUUAGAUAUCAUAAAUGAUCUCAGAGACAAUGUUUUUAAGACAAUAUGUUUUUGUUAAUUAUUUGGUUUUCUUAAAUAAAUGCUGCAAAGGAUAAAUAUGAAAGCGUUAAUUGAUAAAGCAAUGCCAAUAGAAAAGGAUUUAAUAAUGCAAAACUUUCGAAUCGUAGUCAUGGGAACCGCUGGCGUCGGUAAAAGUUCCAUCAUAAACAAAUUUAUGCACGACAAAUUCACUGAAAGCCAUAAAGAAACUAUAGAGGAACUGCACAGACACCGGAUGCGGUUUGAAAGUGUGAGUGUUGAAAUAGACAUUCUUGACACAUCCGGGUCUCAUCAGUUCCCGGCGAUGAGAAAGCUUGCUAUAGCAACAGGGGACGCAUUUCUUUUCGUAUUUUCUGCGAAUAACCCGGAAAGCUUUGAAACUGUUAAACAACUUCGAGAUGAAAUAAGAGAGCAGAAACAAAAGGGGAAGUACUCAAUCGUUGUUGUCGCAAAUAAAACUGAUUUAGACACUGAUGAUAUCCACUCACAUGCGGUAACCGAUUCUGUUGUGUGUAUGGACUGGGAGGAAAAGUUUGUUACUACGUCUGCCAAAACAGGCGACAAUAUUGACAUUGUCUUUCGAGACCUUGAAGAUAAAAUCAGAGAAAGAAUUACGCUUGAAGAAAACCGUCUGACAUUUAUCAGAAGGAUUUCAAUGCCAGUGAUGAGAAUAGCAAAAUCAGAAAAGGCAGCGCCUGGUCUUUUCAAGAGCAAGUCUCGAACACAUUCCAUGGAAAAUUAAAAUUAAAGGUGCUGCUGUUACGACAAUUGAA